AUGAUGGUGGCGAGGGCUUCUUGGAAGGAGUACUGGCUGGCCAAGAACGGCGCGACGAAUGCCCCCUCGGCGGUCCCAUCGACACGAGGCGCGGCGCGGCGGAGCAGCCGGACUAGAUGGGAACCCACGAGGCCCGCGUGGUGGAUCGCCAAGAGCCCAGCCAAGGUGCAAGGCGCACCUCCGGUGCUUGCAACGCCUGACCUGGACGGAGGAAGCUUCGACAAGGAGCAGAUAACCGACGUCCUCCAGCACGAGUACAGGCACAAUCUCGUGCGCGUUGCCCAGAAGUACGACUCCCUCAUCGAGAGCGUGGAGGGCGUGGACGCGAUAACCAUCAAGGAGCUGGAUGGGGAUCACAUGCAGCUGGACGUCGUUUACUGCGAUCAGGGAGAGCGAACCUGCGUCGCGGUUGCCGUGCCCGUCGUUUUCCCGUACCACUGCAACGACGCUGACUGCGUUAUUGGCGUCAUCCACGAGCUGGAGGAAGCGGAGAACGUGGAGCCGAGACCAGCCAUGGCGAACGUUCCCCCGAAGUACGUGUCGCCGGAACUUAUCGGGACGAUCGCAAGGAUCUGCGUCGUGAUGAACCGAGAUUUCCAGGACGAGCUGAGAAACUUCGUGCGAGCAUUUGGGGGACCGGUUGCUAACGAGAUGGUGGGGAACUGCGAAAUGCUCUCCCUCUCGCCUGACGGUUUCAUGGUGCGGUCGGAGGCGAACCCAGACAAGCCGGUGUCGAUAGCCUUCUCCAAGGAAUGCCAGUCCGCAUCGGACUUCCAGAAGCAAAUCCUGUUGGUCAGUGAGCGGGCCAUGGCGAUUGCGUAAGUUUUGCGUGCUCACGAGAGGAGGGCUUGGACGGGCAGCAGCUCCUGUAGAUGUUGUGGGGCGAGGGUGUCUUGAGAUCCUUGGAACGCCCGCUUCUGUGGUGUGUAAGUUUGGAUUGCCCUGGUCGUGACGGGAGGGGGAACGAUUCACGCGCGAAGGGGCUUGAAACAGACGGCGGUUUCAGAUUAUUUGCGUGCGAUGCGGGUACUAGAGAGGACAUCUGAGAAUUGUGUCACAUUUUUUUGUUGGCUCGUGGGUAGGUUAGGUUCCGUGUGCGGUAGAGCGAGGGCAGGGACCUGAGGGACCUGAUGAUCGUGGUGAGAUUCAGGCCCGUUGGCAGUGUCCGAGUUCAUACAAGUAGGGAGGGGAGGGGCUUCGUGCAUGACAUCGGUCUUGCGAAAGCAGGGACGGUUGGAUGAGGUCUCCGUGGGCUUCAGAGUUUCAUUGCUUACGUGUAGUUUUCUCAUUUCGGACCGAAGCCGGCGCCGAGUACUUGCUGGUUUGCAAGUUACCAAAAUGAUCAAAUGGUUUACCCGAGAUACGUAGAAGACGGAGGAUUUGUGGAUUAAUGGCCUAUCGGGUUGGUGUCAAGUUGUCACCCGCGGGAAAAGAUGAACGGUGCAGACUGAUGGUUUCCGGGAUGUUUUUUUGGAUCCCCCUCGCUUGAAUGUAUGCUGGUCAUGUAGGUUGUACGAUGGUUUGUCCUGAAUGGGGCGAUGAGGCAAGCCGUCGCCACACCGUCCGAACGGUAUCCUAGGGUCGUCAGCUACUGUAGUAGUAAAGGGCGGCUUUUUAUCUGUUUUCAUGUUUUGUAUCUUGUCAUGUUGUUUCUAAAGCUAUCUCCGCCCUUGCUGUUAUUCUGGCAGGACGAUUUUGUUCGUAGUUUUGUUGUUCUUUCGCUCAUGGCUCCGAGUUGUUGAAUCCUCACGGAGGCGAAGCUCGAAGCUGGUUAUUACCGUUGAUAGCUCACGAGGUUUUCCACGAUGAACAGUGAACAGGCGGGUUGCGAAAGAGACGAAAAAGUGCCGGUUCUGGAGCGGGUACACGUCGUUUAUCAUUCCUUAAUCUUGUUCCCCAAUCAGAAUGUAUGAUCGGCUUGUGGACGUGUUGACUGCUUGACAUACUUGGGUGGUGUUGGGUGAUUUUCGGAACGCGUUUGGGUGGUGGUGAGUUUGGCUAUGUGGCGAAGAGAAGAGAGAUAGUCCGAAGGAAGAUUAUCGAGAGAAAGAAACAAUCUCCGUCCACGCAGACGAUUGAUGUAGAAAAGCAGGCGAGCACGCAUCCAUUCAUGUUUGUGGUAUUUAUGUUGAGUCAAGGAAUCUGAUCCAGAGUUGCGGUGUCAGGGCCUGAAUCACGAAGAAGUUCUUGAUUGGUCAGUCGACAGCAUAUCGAUCGAAGACGUUGAUGGUGCUCAUGCGGGUCCCUGGUAGUUAUAUUUUGAUGUGGCUACGUGUGAUUAGCAAAGGUAUUACGGCGGCCUGAAACGUAUCAUGUGCUUGAUGAGCACUCAGACUCGCUGUUCGAAUAAGAACAAGGAAGAAAUGUCGCUCG
This is a messenger RNA of Ectocarpus siliculosus, 2373 nucleotides long. NCBI's taxonomy places the organism in Eukaryota, Phaeophyceae, Ectocarpales, Ectocarpaceae. The record is from the annotation of a GenBank genome assembly.